This is a messenger RNA of Brassicogethes aeneus, 1041 nucleotides long. The record is from the annotation of a GenBank genome assembly. Lineage: Eukaryota; Metazoa; Arthropoda; Insecta; Coleoptera; Nitidulidae.
CAACAAUUCGUUUUUUAAGAUAACCUCAAUUUUUGACAUAACAUUCAUGUCGAUGAAAAAUGUCUAAUAUCGCAAGGAUAUUUCAAAGAUUAUCGAUUAAUGAGGUAACAAAUGUCGGUAGAAUACUUGGAGGUAUACGACAAAAGACGAAAUUCGUGGAAUUACCAGAAAUUGGUAGAGGGAAAGCCUUUCGAAGGAUAGUUCACUAUCCAGAACAGUACACUGUAAAACCUUUAGAUGUGACAAAUUUAGCCGGUAGGGACCCCGUUACGGGUCGUAUGGUUGUCAAAGGUAUUGGGGGUGGAAUAAAACACAAAUACCACUGGAUAGAUUGGAAACGACAGGGCCCCACUGAAGGCCCUCCACAAGUUGAAAAAGUCAUUCAAAUUCUUAAGGAUGGAUGUCGUACUGCUCACGUAGCGUUAGUUGGAUAUGAAGACAAGUUAAAAUACAUAUUGGCCACAGAAAACAUGAAAGCCGGAGACAUUAUUAAAACCUCAUCGCACAUACCUCGUAUACCUGUAAGAGCGAACGAAGGUGAUGCCCAUCCACUUGGGGCUCUACCAAUGGGCACUCAAAUUAAUUCGGUCGAAAAAUACCCAGGAAAGGGCAGCUUUUAUGUGCAUGCUGCUGGGUCAUAUGCAACAAUACUUCGUAAAGCUCCUAACAAUCAUGUGAUUAUUUUAAUGCCUAGUAAGAAAGAGUUUAGCUUGCCAGAAACAUGUAUGUGUACUGUCGGUAGGUUGAGUAAUGUUGAUCAUGGCAGCACACACAUUGGAUCUGCACAAAAGAAUAGAGAAUUAGGUAAUAGGCCAAGGUCAGGUUUGUGGCAAAGAAAAACUGGUAGGUUUGGAAGAAAAAUUAGGAGACCUCCACCUGUAAGGACUAUUGGCGCCACCUCACAGGAAAAAAUUGAAACUAUUAGAUUCACUGUCGACAGACCUUUUGUGAAAACUAAAAUAUCUUAUUUCCAUUGUAAUUAAAUAUAUUAAGCUUUAAGAUUACUUUUAAUUUUAUUUUACAAUUAGGUAUUAAGAAAAU